This is a messenger RNA of Acromyrmex echinatior (Panamanian leafcutter ant), 2875 nucleotides long. RefSeq lists its product as uncharacterized. Lineage: Eukaryota; Metazoa; Arthropoda; Insecta; Hymenoptera; Formicidae. Gene Ontology annotation, molecular function: microtubule binding; microtubule motor activity; ATP binding. Gene Ontology annotation, biological process: microtubule-based movement. The record is from RefSeq and is a predicted model, not a curated record.
CGGCACGCCAGGCGAGCGCGACUCGCAAGCGGCGCGAAGUGAGCCGCGCGUGUCGUAAAGUCACUCAAGAUUCGAAUAUCCCGCCGCGUUCGAACGCCGGGGAUCGCGCGCGCUCCCAGUAAUCUCGCGGAACUCCGCGACCCGCAAUCGUGAAUUCGCGAGUGUGCUGUGCAAACGCAGUCGGCGUGAGAGCGGUCGAGUGACUUCUAGCGAUGCGCCUGCAUGGAACGAGGAUGUCGCGGAAGGAGGAGGACGAUCUAACGAUCGAUCAUGUACGUCGCUGAGGAGCUCCAUUUUCUGUCACAUCCAACUCACGAGUUGUCCGAUAUACGCUAUGGAGGUGCGAACGGAAAGACCACGGACCGCCGGUCGAAUAGCACCAACCGGAAGAGUAACACCGACGGUGCAUCAAACCGGUGGAGGUCGAAGAAAAGCAAUACCGGUUCCGCCACCGAGAGUGCCGACGCCAAUGCCCAUCGUAAAUAAUAAUCAACAACGGAACAAUGCCAACGUUGUCGUCCCGCCCACUGUACCGGCCGUGUUGAAGAAAGAGCCGCAAGAGAAUAUUGCCCGGAUAGCGAAACGGUACCUCGACGAUAACAUGCAGCAGGCGUGGAUCAAUCCUCGUCUAAUAUCGAUGAUCUUAGCUGAUAAAUGUGGAAGCGGUGACUUUAAUCAAUUCGGUUUCAACACCUAUAAUUACUCGCAGUUUGAAGAGAAAUACAAGCCGCGGCAAAUUUUUAAAUAUGGCGACGAGUACCUCGAAUACGGACAUAAGCUCGGCGCUAACGAGAGAUUCGCGCGAACGAAGUACCAAGACGGUUUAAGAUUCGAUCAACGAUACUCACGCAGCCAUUCUCAACCGGAACGGCAGCAUCACUUGUCUCAAGAGACACGCUCGAAGUCCCAGGAUUCCCGCGAGCUCACGUUCUAUCAGAUAGACCCGCCUGUAAAAUUGGAAAAUCCACGGCAACAUGACAAGUCGCAUCAGAAGCUAAAGAAGGAAUUGACCUUUUACGGGAUCGAUGGACUCCCAUCCGGUCAGGAGAGGAGGGAUAAGUCUGAGGCGUGCAAGGAGCGUAUUGAUAAGGGUAUCAAGUCCCACGACAAGUCCCACGCCGAUGGUCAAGAGAGAUCGCAGAUCGCAAAGCACGGCAAACAGAGUCAUCAGGAGCAGCAGAAGAUGUUGAUGAACGCGCUAACGUCGGACUACCAUCAGCUGAACCGGUCACAGUCGGAUCUCACGGAGUGUCAACUGCCGAAUUACUGCGGGCACCGGAAUAAUCCGUAUAUCGAUCCGCCCAAGUAUCGACAGUUUGACAGGCCGCCACGCUAUCAGGAGACCCCACUGAAAUCGGAACCGCCACCCAAGUAUCACGCCGAUCCGCCUAAGUACGCCGAGGUGUCCAGACGGCAGGAUGACUUUAAGAGGAUCCAGGAGGAGAGAGGCAAACGACAAGGUGGCGGUGGCGAGGGCGGUGGUAGUGGCGGCGGCGGAGGCGGUAAUUCCAACGCAGGAAGGGGGAACACCGGCACUCAUGGCGCCGAGACGCCCUCUAAUCUGGCCAGUAUCACGCCGACCGCGCGAGACGUAACACGUGUUGUGGUUGGGCGACAACGUUUCUCUCAUAAUACGUGUGACGUACGCAGCAAUAACAAUAACAACAAUAAUAACAACAACAAUAGCAAGGAGAACCUGUUGCAAGAAAGCAGAAUUGACAGCGAUUCCCGGUGUCACAUCGAAUCUUUAAAGGGUCAUCAUCAUCAUCAUCAUCAUCAUCAUCACCAUCAUCAUCAGCAACACUAUCAGACUCGUGGAAUAGAUGGUAGCAACGUUGUUGCUAGCGGGAUCGUUGGUAAUGUCUUCUCAGACGGUGGUGGCGGUGGCUCGUACGGCGAGGUAACAACGUGCGACAAGUACAAGGGCACCGGGUCGGAAUCGAAUCGGGGCGGUAACAGCGACGCGGUUCAAGGUCGCCCAAGCGAGAGAUCCAUGCUGAAGAUUGAGAAGAUAUCGGGAAAGACCGCUCUGCACGGCGGCAGCGAGUCAGCGGUCGGUAAGUGCGGCGCGGAGAGAAUGAAGUCGACCACGCAGGAGGUCGGCUACAACAAGCACGAGGUCAGCAAGGCCAAGGGCCACGAUGUCGGACACGGUUACAAAGUCGAGAAUCUGCGUUACUACGGUGAAUUGAAGGGCUACGCCGAUUUUAAGGCUUACGGUACCGUGGACAAGCAGCCGGCAUCCGUACCGGUAUCCGCGCACGAGAAGUCGCAUCUUCUGGGCCCACAUGGGCCCACCUCGUGCGAGAAGGGCGACAAGUGUCACGGCAAGGCGCCGUCCUCGUCCACGCAGAGUUAUAACCUGGCCAAGAUCGGUCAACAGCAGACGGAGAAGAGUCACCACAGCGGCGAUCAUUAUUAUCACAGAUCGUCACAUUCAAAGUCGCCGAACAUGUAUCAGGUGUAUCAGGAGACCAAGUACUCGUACAAUGUGAGCGGGGUGCCCGGGACGCCGGCGCAGGCCAGCGCAGCCGCGGCCUUCUUCGCAAGGGCAGCUCAAAAACUGAAUUUGUCGUCGAGUCCGCAUCGUAGACGACGUUCCGGCGAUGAAAACAUCGGAUCUGACGAGUUGCCUAUCUUUCCCAAUGGAUAUGCUGCGCUCCUUCUCAAGUCACCACCUCCGGCACCUCCCGCCCUUCUCAGGAGGAUAGGCGUAAAGGAGCUCACCGGGGUCGGCAAGGUAAGCCCUUAUCGAUAUCGCAGCCUCGGGCGCAGACGACGAAGUUUCAGUCGCUACUUCGGAAAAUACCGACCAUGAAUUUCUUCAGCCGAUCGCUUCCAUCACAGCAACGGCAAAAUCCAUAUAGACAUUUCC